Molecule: messenger RNA, 4057 nt
Organism: Microtus ochrogaster (prairie vole)
Lineage: Eukaryota; Metazoa; Chordata; Mammalia; Rodentia; Cricetidae
Gene: Ppp1r26
Product: protein phosphatase 1 regulatory subunit 26
Biological process (GO): negative regulation of phosphatase activity
Molecular function (GO): protein phosphatase inhibitor activity
Source: RefSeq, a predicted model, not a curated record
GGUCCCCCGCAGGAGUCCGCGGUGGCUGCGGGCGCCAGACCGAGGAGGGCGGGGCGCGUGUGUCGGCGUUUCCCCGCGCUCCGGGCCGGGCGCCUCCAGGGACGCGGGGCGCAAGGCGGGCAGCUGGGCCGGGUUCGCCGUGCAGGCCGCGGCGAGCAGGCUCCGGAUCGGGUCAGAGGCUGGGGCUGGACGCUGCCAUGGGCCAGGGUCGCGGCCCCCGGGAGGCGCCUCCCGCGCGUGCCUGGCGCUUGUUGCGCCCUGCGUUCCUCGAGAGCCAGCGGGUGCAGGUCGGGCCCAGUUCAUGGUUCUCCAGAAUGACCGCUCCCAAGAUGGAUGUAGUCCAGGUAGUUGGACCAACAACCAUUAAGACUGUUGGAGAAGCCCAGCUCUAGGUCCAUCGUUAUAAGCUGUGAACAGGAUGUGAAAUGGGCUGACCCAUAAGCCCUGCCUCCCAGCACCCAGCCUGCCUGCUAGGAUGUUCCUCAUGAACGCCCCUCCAGUGGUGGCGCUCCAGUCCAGAUGGGAGGCCUUUGGCCAGCCCAGGAGCUUCUGCUUUCCUGACUGCUUCUCAGAAUCUAAAGAGGACACCUCCAGGGCCUCAGUGAGUGCCAGGGUACAGAUGCUCAUCAGCACGCUGCAGAGAGACGAGGCUGCCCUGGGCAUGAGCCAUGAGCGUGCCCCACAGAGAGGCCAACGUGCAGAAAGGUGCCGGGACACCAGACUGGCCUCCAAACCUGCUGUGUGCAAAGAGCAGUCAGAGUUCCCUGCCUGUGGUCUUGUUGCAGACGGCAAAGCCCUAGAGAAGGAUGAAGCUGGGAGACAGGGUCCCUUGGAGCUGGAUUCUGACAGUGAUGACUCUGUGGACCGGGACAUCGAGGAGGCUAUCCAAGAGUACCUGAAGGCCAAGGGUGGGGCUUCUGAGCCUGUGUCCCGAGGAGCACCCUGUGUCCCAGAGCCUGCCCACAGCUGUACCCUACCAAGCCCAUACCCCUCACAAAUCAUUCCUGGCUCAGGUAGUGUCCCUGUGGGAGCCAGUGAGGACCAGGGCUCCACCUCCCCAGCUAGCAUGAGCAGCGAAGACUCCUUUGAACAGAGCAUCCAAGCUGAAAUAGAACAGUUUCUUAAUGAGAAAAGACAGCAUGAAAACCCCAAGUGUGAUGAGUCUAUGGAUAAAAAAUCAGACCCAAACGGAAGCCCUGCCAGACACAGAGGGAACCCAGAGACCUCAGCCAGGGCAGCUCUGAUGGGAAGCUGUAAGGAGUUCAUCUUCCGCAAACCUCCCAGGUUAACAAAGAUGAGCACACAGCCCAGAAACUUCCGGUCUAAGGUCACCACCGAGCCUGAGACCCCUGUGAAUACAAGGCUAACUGCCCACAGACCAGAGGCUGCGCAGAACAGGGGUGGGGUGAGGAGGAGCAUGCCUGCCAGGCGCAGCAAGCGCAUCAGGAACUCAGCCCCAGUGCACCAGGCCUCUGACUCCAGCAGUGAUGAUGGCAUCGAGGAGGCCAUCCAGCUGUACCAGCUAGAGAAGACCAGGAAUGAGGCCAAUGGGGAGCCACCUCUGAGAGCCCAGCUCCAAGAGGAAAGCCCGGGCAGUGCUCAGUCCAGUGCCUUGCCUGAAGCCCACAGGAGACCCCCAAGCAAGAAAAAGCUAGCAGCCCCAAAGGUUAUAGACAGCACCCUGGGGGGUCUCCACCCGGAACCCCUCUCCAAGCUCCUAAAGGAUGUGAGAGCCCCUGCACCUCCAGGACACACUGUUGCCAAGAGCGAAGUUGUGCACCAGACUCCAUCAUGCCUAGCAGACACAUCCACCGAGCUGAUGUGUGCAGAAGCAAUCCUGGACAUUUCCAAGACCAUUCUGCCAGUCCCCAUGGAAGGCAGUGACCGGCCUCCAUCCAUGAACCCUCUCUUCUGUCCCCCACCCAUCCCUCCCCGCUCUGAAGGUGAUAGCAGCAACGUUGAUAGUGAUGACAGCAUAGAACAGGAGAUCCGGACAUUUUUGGCCCUCAAGGCACAAGUAGGGAGUCCACAGCCUGCCCAGGGCCCACUGUCCCCAUCAGGCCCCAGUGGCCAGACUGGCAUCCCCAAGGCUAAAACACCAGAUCUUCCCCUGGGUUGCAAACGGAAACGGAGAGGUGGAGGCAACAAUACAGUGCCCAAGAAAGUAAGGGAGGGUAGAGAAAGUGCCCAGGACAGUGACCACAUCCAAGGGAAGGGUCAGCCUGGCCAUGACGGUUGGGACUCUCCCAGCCAGAGCAAAGUCACAGAGGCCCCAGGAGGGGAGACUGAGGCCAAGGACCAGUCUGUCCUUUCCAGGACAGCUGUGUUCAGUGAUGCACAGCUGUCACAAGGCCAUGGGGGUCUCGGGAAAGCAGCUGAGGGGAAGAGUGCUGGGGAGAAAGAGAGCUCUGAGGACAAGAGCAGCUCUCUGGACAGUGAUGAGGACCUGGACAUGGCCAUCAAGGACUUGUUAAGGUCUAAGCGAAAGUUCAAGAAGAGGUGCCGAGACCCCCGAGCUACAUGCAAGAAGGUCAGAUUUGGCACCACAGAGACUCGGUGUGGAGAGAAGCUGAGCAGCCUCCCUGGGGACUGGAAGGACCAUGGGCAGCAGGCACUACGGAGCUGUCUGUCCAAGGGCAGAGGGGACAACAAAGAUGGCCCCGGAAGAAGCCCAGUAAGCAUCUUCAGCAGCGUGGCCGAGAGGGCGAAGCUGGCUGGCACAGGGGGUGAGGAUGCUGCCCUGGCCUUGCCUCCCAGGAAGAAGAGUCCAAAAGGGACUCCUCCCUCGAAGGACACAGGAGCCAGUGGCCACCUCCCUUCUGCCUCCAGCCUCCUGUCUGAGGACAGCUCAGUGGACAGUGAUGACAGCAUUGAGCUGGAGAUCAGAAGGUUUUUGGCAGAAAAGGCCAAGGAGUCUGUACGCAGCUCAGAACCUCAAGGAGGACCUGCCAAGCUAGAGAUGCCCUGCAGAAAAGAGCCAACCCCAGCACUGCAGCCAGGAGUGUGCACACGGAGCCAAAAAGCCAGGGGAACCCCUCAGCUGGCCGAAGGAAGGAGAGGCCCAGAGAGAGCUCGGACACAGGCAACGGGCCUCCUAAGCCAGACUGGGAGGGGCACUCCCCGUGCUGAGCAGGCCACUUGUGUUCCUACUGCCCUGGGUCGAAGCGAGCCAGCACCUCCCAAGAACACCAGCAGGAACAACUCUAAAGUGUCUCCACCAAGCAGGAAAAGUGCCAGCGUUCACAAAGACCAGAGCCCCCGGGGAACCCAGACUGCCAUGGCAGAGAGCGUUUUCGGUCAGCUGCCCAGUUGUGCCAAACUGGGUACUGAGGCUGGAAGUGCUGGGGGCACAUUUCACCUGAACUAUGGCAGUCAGAACUUGCUGACCCCCAAUCCUGGACCCCAGACUGACCUCACCCUCCCCUGGAGUGACUUUGCACACCAGAGCAGGCUGUCCAGCCCAUGGGCACUGAAUUCCGGACAAGGCACACUAUGGACAGGGGUCUUUGGGGGUGAGAAAGAAAAGGGGGCCACAUCACAGGCUGGGGGCUCACCCAGCCUCUCCUCAGGCCCCAAGAAGGGCCUGCCUUUCCUCUCUACCCAGCUCUUCCACUUCGGGAAGAGUGUCUCCUGGGGAGGCAAACAGGCUGGCCUCUUCAGCCCCAACCUGGGCCUGCCCCUUCAGGGUCCAGCAUUCUCGGCCUUCAGGGAGACCCAGUCUGGUCACAGCCCUGUGUUUGGAAGCCCACACUUGCUUAUGAAGGACAGUGGGCACUGGCCAAGCCUGAAGGCCCAGGGGGCCCUGAGACAGCAGGACAGGAGGAAUUCUGGCUCUGAAGACAAUGUCCUAGACCUGAGAUAUCGACACAGAAUUGACAGGGAACACCAGGACCAGGAGGCCUUGGGUAGUGAUGCCAGCGAAUUCAGUGACACCUCUGUGGAAGAUGGGGACAGCACCACAGUGAGCAGCAAAGGCCUCAAGUUGUGACAGGCAUGCCCUGGUUCUCUUGCCAUAGCUGUGAGAGAGAGAGAGAGAGAGAGAGAGAGAGAGAGAGAG